AUGGGCCCACUUCUCGAGCCUGUCCACGUCCCUCUGGAUGGCGUCCCGUCCCUCAGGCGUAUCGACCACACCACUCAGCUUGGUGUCAUCUGCAAACUUGCCGAGGGUGCAGUAAAGUGUUUCUGCCACAGAGUACUCAUUGUAAUGGCAGCUGACAGCAAAAAAGCAGGUGUCAUGGAAAAACUUGGGCUUGGUCCAGAGGUCCUUCUACAGGAGAAUCCCAGGCUCAUCUAUGCUAGACUUACUGGAUUUGGCCAGACAGGAAAAUAUGCCAAGUCUGCAGGUCAUGACAUCAAUUAUUUGGCUUUAUCAGGUGUGCUGUCAAAGCUGGGUAGAAAAGAUGAAAAUCCUUAUGCACCUGUAAAUCUUUUGGCUGAUUUUGCUGGUGGAGGUGUCAUGUGCGCCAUGGGCAUUGUUACAGCCCUUUAUGAACGCACCAAAUCUGGCAAAGGGCAGAUCAUUGAUGCAAGCAUGGUAGAAGGAGUAGCAUACCUCAGCUCUUUCAUAUGGAAAUCACAAAAUCUGGGACUUUGGAACAGACCUCGAGGUGAGAACCUGCUAGAUAGCGGUGCACCUUUUUAUGAAACCUACAAGACCUCCGAUGGAAAAUAUAUGGCUGUUGGUGCCAUAGAGCCUCAAUUCUAUGAGCAGUUAAUAAAGGGUCUUGGGCUGGAUUCAGAGAAACUUCCCAGCCAGUUGAGUUUCUCCGACUGGCCCAAAAUGAAGGAAAAAUUUGCAUCCAUAUUUGCACAGAAGACACAAGCCGAGUGGUGCAGCAUAUUUGAUGGUACUGAUGCCUGUGUGACCCCUGUUUUAUCCUUUGAUGAGGUUGCCUCACAUCAGCAUAACAAACAAAGAAGUUCUUUUAUUAAAAAUGAUCAGGAAGAGAUAAGUCCUAGACCUGCUCCUCUUCUAUCAAGGACCCCUGCUGUUCCAUCGUUUCAAAGAGAUCCUUUUAUAGGAGAACACACAGAAGAGAUACUUCUAGAAUAUGGAUUUACUAAGCAAGAGAUUACUAAACUUUAUUCUGAUAAAGUAAUAGAAUGCUGUAAUCCAAAAGCUAAUUUAUAAUCUCUAACUACAUAGACCAGACAAAUUUCAGGCUGAUACAGAACAUUUUUAUGCAUUAAAAUUGAAUUAUAUGACAACUAAAUGUUUG
Opisthocomus hoazin is the source of this 1159-nucleotide messenger RNA. Lineage: Eukaryota; Metazoa; Chordata; Aves; Opisthocomiformes; Opisthocomidae. The record is from RefSeq and is a predicted model, not a curated record.